AUUUUAAACCGCGCGAGGCGGCAACGGAACCGGCGCGUGAGGCGGAGGCGGUUGGAGCUUCGGGGCUGGGAGACGAGAUCAUAAACAGUCCGUGUGCCGGUUUGAAUUGACAUAAUUCAGAAGACAAUCCCAUCAUUUCUUUGGAAACACUAAGAAAAAAGCUAUGGCAAAGCGCUUAAAAGCUAAGCCCAUCUCGGACUACCCUGGAAGCCCGUACCGAGCCAUUUCUCAUCUUGAGACGCUAGCUACUAUAGACUUUCCUGGAGCAGACACUUUGGACAAAUUGUUUGACCAUGCUGUAGCAAAGUUUGGGAGAAAGGAUUGUCUUGGAACGAGAGAGAUCUUGAGCGAAGAAAAUGAAAUGCAGCCCAAUGGAAAAGUGUUUAAAAAGCUAAUCCUAGGAAACUAUAGAUGGCUAAACUAUGAAGAAGUGAACCAGAAAGUGAACCACUUUGGGAGUGGAUUAGCUGCAAUAGGACUGAAACCAAAGAGCACAGUUGCCAUAUUCUGUGAAACACGAGCAGAAUGGAUAAUUGCAGCCCAGACCUGUUUCCGAUACAACUUCCCUCUUGUUACUUUAUAUGCCACCCUUGGAGAAGAGGCAGUAACCUAUGGGCUGAAUGAAUCUGGAGCAUCGUAUCUAAUCACUAGCAUAGACCUUUUAGAAGGCAAACUUAAGAAUGUAUUGUCAGACAUCGCUAGCCUCAAACAUGUCAUUUAUGUUGACAAGAAGACUAUCAGUAAGUCUGACUAUCCUGAAAGACUGGAGAUCCAUAGCAUGCAGACAUUAGAAGAACUUGGAGCCAAACCAGAAAACUUAAACAUCCCUCCUAGCCGGCCUCUUCCUACAGAUCUGGCCUUAGUAAUGUACACCAGCGGUUCCACUGGGAGACCCAAAGGAGUGAUGAUGAUGCAUAAAAACUUGAUAGCUGGAAUGACAGGACAGUGUGAGCGAAUACCUGGACUGGGACCUAAAGACACGUAUAUCGGCUACCUGCCUCUCGCCCAUGUCUUAGAACUGACAGCAGAAAUCUCCUGUAUUACUUACGGCUGCAGAAUUGGAUACUCCUCUCCUCUUACAUUAUCAGACCAGUCAAGUAAAAUUAAGAAGGGGAGCAAAGGAGACUGUAGUGUCCUGAAACCCACACUGAUGGCAGCUGUGCCUGAAAUCAUGGAUCGAAUUUAUAAAAAUGUUAUGAGUAAAGUUCAAGAGAUGAAUUACAUUCAAAGAACAUUGUUCAAGAUAGGUUAUGACUACAAAUUGGAGCAAAUCAAAAGGGGAUAUGAUGCACCACUCUGUAACUUGUUAUUGUUUAAAAAAGUGAAAGCAUUGCUAGGAGGGAAUGUACGCAUGAUGUUGUCCGGAGGAGCACCCCUUUCACCUCAAACCCAAAGAUUUAUGAACAUCUGUUUCUGCUGUCCUGUUGGCCAAGGUUAUGGGUUAACAGAGACCUGUGGAGCAGGAACAAUUACAGAAGUUUCUGACUACAGCACUGGCAGAGUAGGAGCUCCUCUUACCUGUUGUGAGAUUAAAUUGAGAGACUGGCAAGAAGGAGGCUACACAAAUAGAGACAAACCAAACCCCAGAGGUGAGAUUAUAAUUGGUGGACCCAAUGUCUCAAUGGGAUACUUCAGAAAUGAAGAGAAAACAGCCGAAGACUUCCUAACUGAUGAAAAUGGUCAACAGUGGUUUUGUACUGGGGACAUUGGAGAGUUUCAUCCUGAUGGCUGCCUGCAAAUCAUAGAUCGCAAAAAAGAUUUGGUAAAGCUGCAGGCCGGAGAGUAUGUAUCACUGGGCAAGGUAGAGGCAGCCCUGAAAAAUUGUCCACUUAUUGACAAUAUAUGUGCUUAUGCCAAAAGUGACCAGUCUUAUGUGAUCAGCUUUGUAGUUCCCAAUCAGAAGAAACUAACUGUUCUUGCUGAACAGAAAGGAGUUACCGGAACUUGGGUGGACAUCUGUAACAAUCCUAUCAUAGAAUCUGAAAUUCUAAAAGAGAUUAAGGAGGUGGCUAACAAAAUGAAGCUGGAGAGAUUUGAAAUACCAGUCAAAGUGCGGUUAAGCCCAGAACCCUGGACCCCAGAGACUGGCCUGGUAACAGAUGCUUUCAAAUUGAAAAGAAAGGAGCUGAAGAACCAUUACCUCAACGACAUUGAACGAAUGUAUGGAGGUAAAUAACCUCCGAACCACCUUCAGUUGGAAGUGUGCAGGGUUCCUUCAAAGACUGAGUGACGAACGUAAAUUCCCCCAAUGUUGGCUGUAAUUGUAAAUGAAGAGGUGGCCAUUUGCGAAACAGAGAAAAGGGACCCUCCAUUUCCAAGAAGGAACAGUGUUCACUUUCUGAAUGCUUUCAAAGAUGCUGUCCAAAUGACUGACCCACUGCCAUUGUUUCAUUUGAUCACUGCCAGUACCGAGAUGGCUGUGUUCAUAUGAAACUCCCUCAAUGGGUAAACCAUUGUUUCACUCAUCUGUCAUGGCUCCUCUUACAACUCAUACGGAAUUAAAUCAUCUUCAAGGAUUCCAUUAUGGUGUUUUUCAAAGUAGAGCCUGUAUUUAAUGUGUGCACUGUAUGAGAAAAAAGUGAAGAAAGAGUAGACAGAACUACGCUAGUAGCUUGCACAGAAUGCUGCUCCAAAAUCCGCAAUCUCAGGUCCUUUGCUAUAUAAAGGUAGCUUCUUUUUAACUUGACUGUCACCCUGAGGAGCUAAGAGGCAGACAAGGGAAGUUCCUCUAUCAAAUGGUUACUUUCGCACAGCCAAUACAACUGACUGACCCUGGUUGGUAGCUUGGAUUUUGCACCAUGCACAUGCAAUUAAGCAGUUUUGCAGCUGUGGAGUUGCUUAUGGAGCUCUUUCCCAUUCAGUGCUGCUGGCUGUAGUUAGGCUGCUAAAGAGGUAAUUUCAGCUGUGCGAAAGUACUGAGGGAAGAGACAUUCGUGGUACUUUUUCCCUGAGUACGAAGGGCCCAUUCCAGUUUGCUCCUUUUCCCUCUACCCUGAAGAAAUGUAAAUGCAGCUUUAAAAGCCCCUCUUUCUCUCCAAUAUCCUUGGCCUUUCACUAAGCACAGGUCACAACAGUCCCUUGACAGAAGCUUCCGAAGCUUCCAAAUGAAGCUUCCGAAGCUUCCAAAUGAAAUGACGAAGGGGGCAAAUGCAGUGCUGAGAUCUUCCGUAUGCCGUAUUCUGAGGAUCUAUAGUGCCUAAAAGGGAGACAAGUACACUUAAGAGGAGGUGAUUGUUGGCCAUCCACAAUGUUCUUUGACCUUUACACCCUGCAUUUCCAACACUGCCACAAAGAUUCUUUUCCUUCUCAAACUUCAAAAGAAGAUAGACUAGUGAAGUUUGCCUUUUUCAGCACUAUGCUGGCUUGUAAAGACAAUGCUGGCAACCGCAUAAUAUCAAAGACUUUAUUUAAAACUAGAUUAUGUCUCUGAAAUCAGUGGGACAAAAACAAGCUUUGACGGGUAAAGAACUGUAUGGCCUGUUUAGCUUUUUAAAAGAUACAUACUUGUACAGCGCAAGUGUGACAUUUUGGGGUCUCUGUGCCUGUUCCUCCAAAUACAUACACACCAGGAAUUAAAUCUUUUGAGUUUUUAAAAACUUUCUUUUUAACUUUGAAAGGGCAUUCUCUUUAUCUUUUAAGACAUCAAACAAAACAAGUUGCUUGUACAAACCGAGAAUUUCUUUUUUGUAUGUGGUGAACUUUGGAAGUGGUUUCAUUUUUUUAAGGAACUGGUCCAAAAGGGAAGAAAACUACUUAAAACUUGUUUUGUCUUUUUCUGUUUGUGAAAAUGGUUUAUUUAAAAACUGGAAAUUCUUGGUGUGCUAUGAGGAGACAGGGUAGGCAGUCAGUCUCGUAUAGUUUGUGGGGUUUGUUUGCUGCAUUCAACAGAAUGUCUUCUUUUUCAUUCAUACUUCGUGCUCGUGUAUCCCUGCUAGCAGUUCAUACUUGAACCAGAAAUACUGUAAGAUGUGGCAAUUCUUGAUGCUGUUCUACUUUUGCACUUUUUCUUAAUCCUUUUAUAUAUGUUGCUUCCAUUUUUGUAAAGACGUGGCCCUUAAUUGCGAUGUGUUACACGUUGACUUGGAUUCUAAAGUAUUUAUAAAAUAGAAUUCUUUUAUUCAUAAUAUUUAAAUGUGUAUAUUAUGGUCAAAAGGAAAAUCAUCUGGUAUUGUUACUGAAGAAUGAAGGGAUUUUUAUAUGAAAUGUCAUUUCUGCACAUGGGCAGUUUUAAAUGCAAACCGGGCAAGUUUUUCUUUCUAUGAGGUGUAUGUGUGGGGUUGGACAACAGUAAAUUUGCUAAAACCUAUAUGCUAAUAUUUCAACCAGAACUGGCUGUCCCAUCCUGAAGGACCAAUUUUAGUUUUAAAUCGACAAGUGGUAUUUUUGAUAUCUUUCACUUGACUAAUUUAUCCAGCCAAACCAGCACACUGCCAACUGAUUUUGUAGUGACUCAAGCCCACAAGUCCAAUCUGGUUGCUGUAAUAGGGCAGGGGAUUCUCGCCUAUUGCAGAAGGGACCAGGGAAAUGUUUCUUGGUGAGUCUUGAACCAAACACAUACACAUGUUUAUAUAUGCAAGAAAUACUUCCCGUAUUGAUUGUGGGUGGUUGUUUUUUUAACGAGUUUGUCUUUGCAGCCUGUUACAUUCAAUCUGUGGUAAAAUUGCUCUUCUAUUUAGACACCUAAUUUGCUAUUUGACCUCCUGUCAAACAUAGAAAAAACAAUCGCAAUACAACAAAUGUAUGGAGUAAACAUCUGUUGUGUGAUUAAAUCUGA
Eublepharis macularius is the source of this 4774-nucleotide messenger RNA. It is a transcript of the gene ACSL4, whose product is annotated as acyl-CoA synthetase long chain family member 4. The record is from RefSeq and is a predicted model, not a curated record. Gene Ontology annotation, biological process: neuron differentiation; long-chain fatty-acyl-CoA metabolic process; long-chain fatty acid metabolic process. Lineage: Eukaryota; Metazoa; Chordata; Lepidosauria; Squamata; Eublepharidae. Gene Ontology annotation, molecular function: arachidonate-CoA ligase activity. The transcript has 16 exons. Bases 164 to 2176 code for a protein of 670 amino acids. Gene Ontology annotation, cellular component: endoplasmic reticulum; lipid droplet; plasma membrane.